GCCCACAGCUUUGGGAAUCCUGACGGAGUAAAUGUGGUUCAUUUGGAAGUUGUAGGAAAACUAGACGGAAAUUUAUUUGACUUGACUCAGUUAUCAUGAAACAUGGAGACGGAUCUACUUCCUUUUUUGAAGGCUGACAUCAGAGAAAUAUUUGAAAUUUCUAUCAAAACUGGCUUCGGAUCAAGAAAGAGACGAAAACAAUUUUGGCGAUGAAAGACGGGUGUACAGCAGCCAGAGAUGAUGGACCAGGGCUAUCGGGAUGAGGCCCCGGACCCUCUGGAGCCCCCAACCGUACAUCUGAAUGAAGAUCGGGAUGAGGGGCAGCCAGACUGGUGCCAUGACGUGGAAAUGGAGACGAUGGGAGUGCUGCCACACAAGAGCCCCAAGAAGAUAUGGGAUGAGUUGGAAGGUCAUCCAAUUAGCCAAAUUGACAGAAUCCCAAAGCUGGCAGAGACCACAGACCAGCAGGUGAUGGGGCAGCAGCAAAAACACCAAGGUCAGGAGGUAGAGAUUGAUAUAGAGCCAAGUUCAAUUCCUCGACCACGGCAGGAAGUUCUGGGGACUGAAGUACUGUCUUGCCAUCAAAGCGAAGAACCAAUAAAUCCAGCAGGAAAACAUCAGGAAAAAGACUCUGUUCAAAAAGAUCCGACCUCUGCCCCAUUGACCCAACUGCAGCCUCAUGAAGGGUUGUUUGUGGGGAUGACAGACCUGUCAAGAUGCUGUCAGAGUCUGGAGAAAAAGUCCCAGGAGACUCUGAUGGUGCUCCCCUUGCCAAAUCCAGAGAAAGGUCAGUCAAUAAAGGGCCCUGAACCAGAACAAAUCCCACACCCACAGUGCCCAAAGUUGAUUGGACAAGAACUCCCACUUGUCCAAAGGGAGGAUGUGGGAAGUCAGGAGGAAACCUGGACACUCAUGCUCGAUUCAGAAGGACCUCAUUUGAUUGUCCCUGCCCAAGAAAAUGGUUCCAGGCGGAAGCCCCUAAAGUGCCAAGACUGUGGGACCGAGGAAGAAAUCAAUCAUGAGGAAGAGAUUCCCCAAGAAGAUGUCCAAGGAAAAUCAAAAUGGCAGCUUCAGUUCCUGGAGCAGAAGGUGGUGAAGGUGCUGAGGCUCUGGCAUCAUCAGCAAGUGGAAGGUGUUCUGAAGGUGUUGCAGCAGCACUUCUGGGAAGAGGAAGGACAGUCAAUGGCCCUGAUGCCGAGGAAAGAAAAGAGAAGCUUGAAAGUCACAGAGCAGCAGUGGCAGCUGAAGGAGAAGGGCCUGGAGGUCACCACAAAGCUCCACGAGAGGCAGGACUCAGGCUGCUCCCAGGGAUGUCCAUUUGGCUAUCAAGGGGAUGAUCAAGAGCUUUCUCUCCCUGCUUUCCAAGAACAAGAAGUGUCUGAGCUGGUGCAUCGGGGUUCCUGCCCCGGUAAGAAGAGCACCACAGAAAUGCCACAGAGGGGAAAUGAAGACUGGCCAACCCGAGAAAAUGAGACUUCGGCCAGACCUGAUCAAGGUGAGGAAGAAGCCGAGCUGAAGAGACUGGAAGGAAACAUUCCCAGAAGGAACGGUCCAUGGCAGCCGCAGGAGCGGCAGCGGCCAGAAAAGGAGGUGCUGCAGCUGCUGCGGGAGCAGCAUCGCUGCCAAGAAGACGCCAUUCUGAGGGUGCUGCGGCAACAGAGGGACCACCAUGGGGAGGCCAUCCUGCAGGCCCUCCGGAAACUGCCGCAGCAGGAGGAUGCGAUUCUGGUGACAUUGCGCCGACAGUGGCAGGUCCAGGAGGAAGCCAUCCUGGAGGUCCUCAGGUUACAACAGCAGAUCCAAGAGGAAAUGGUUGGGAAAGUGAUGCGGCAGCCCCGACCUGCAGAAGAGGAGGAGCAAGAGCUACCUGAGUGGGAAUGGUCUCUGACGGCGGGUGAGCUCCACUGCCAGGGAGAAGGGAGGCCCUGGCCUCCACCCUGCGAGCAGGAGGGCGAUGCAGAGAUGAUGGAGCGGAGAUGGUACCGGAACAGAAAGGACAGAAUGUGUGAGAGGGCAAGGCUGUGGGGUGUAACUGGCUUGGGCCAAGACUGGGAAGCCAAGGAGGUCGAGUCACAGCAACAGUUGCGAUAUCAGCAACAGGCACAGCAGCAGCCAGAGCAGUCACAGCUGCAGCAGCAGCCACAACUGCAGCAACAACAAUCCCAAGAGCUGGACAGUCUACCACAAAACCUGGGUCAGGAUGAGCCAAGUAGCCAGGUGGUCAAACACAGUGAGAACAAAGAAAAGCAAUCCAAAAAACCUACAAGGGAAACGCCUAAUUAUUUUGUAGCAAUUCCUAUAAGAAAUGAUCAGAUUUUGAAUAAAAUUGAAGAUGUGCAGGAACUUAUAUACACUAAAGAUCCUGAACUGCUGAAAGCACUGAUUCCUGUCCAGACACUUCACAUCACCCUUACUGUAGUUCACCUGGGAACUGACCAAGACGUACAAAAGGCUAUUUCAGCACUGGAACAGAGCAAAGCUAAAGUGGAUGCCCUUUUGCAGGGAAAACCCCUCAACUUGACAUUUCGAGGGAUCGGCCAGUUUAACAACCAAGUGAUCUAUGUGAAAAUGUCUGGAGAGGAACAGCAAAUCCUGAGCAAGAUUGCAGAUGUUGUGGAGAGCUCUUUCCGUGAAAUGAGUGUAGACAUCACUGGUGGCAAAGAUUUCAAACCACACCUGACAUUUCUCAAGCUCUCCAAAGCUCCAGUCCUGAGGAGAAAGGGUUACAGGAAGAUUAGUUUGGAUUUAUAUAAAGAAUAUGAAGACAGCCCCUUUGGAACUGAAAUCUUAAGUCAAAUCGACCUUUGCUCCAUGCAUAAGAAGAAGCAGGAAUCUGGAUACUAUCAUUGUGAAUGUUCAAUUAAAGUCACUUCUCCGACACUGGACAAGAAUCUACCUAUGAAGUCGGAAUAUUUGGAGGAGCUAGUUACCAAGGAAUCCCCCAGAGUUGUUCCUGACACGGAAAUUGGAGAUGUUAAUGGAAGUCAUAACUAUAUCUCACAUACAGAAGAAGAUUGUGACCAACCAGCUGAAAUUACCUCAGCAGUUGGAGAUAAAUGAGAAAAAAAGGAAAUUCCCCAAAUAAAGGGUGUUUUUAGGCUCAAAUGGUGAGGCUUUCUCUACAGAUGGGAGGGAAUGGCUUCAAGUCAGUAUUCCAGUUCUUGCCAACACACCCAAGUGCCUAAGAGAGUGUUGUUGAGACCAAAACCAAAACCAGCAAAAGAUGACAGUUGGCAAUAUGAAGAGUUGAAUCAACAGCAACAGUGUCUGAGCAGCCUGCACAGAUAGAGAAACUUGUCCCAGUCUUGGGCUAACCGUAGAAGAAUUCCUCUUAGAAUUGGACUGAGAGGCAGAAAAUUAAGCUGCUGGGUACCUUUGGGCCUGGGUGCUAGAACAAAGACUAAAAUAUGCCGUCUCGUUUGAAUGCCAUCUGCUGAAGCAUAGAGAUCUGGGUAGGUAAAAUUAUUGCAAAAAUGCCAUCACAUUAACACUGGUUGAAAGUAAUAUUUGAGGAUGCAUUAGCAUGUGCAUUGAUUUUUCAAGCUCAAGCCUUGUUUCCUACGUGGGGAUGCUCUAGUUAAAGCUUUUUCCAACAUGAUUGUCAAUAAUUAGAAUACUAGUUUUUCCAAAAAAUGUUGUCUUCCUCAAAAUCAAAAGCUGGUAACAUUAAUUUCAGAUAGUUUAUCAAUGCUAUAAAGCUAUUAACUUGCCACUCCAUCCCAUGAAAAUUUGAUAUGUUUCAGGAAAUCUGAGUUGGUAGAUACAACUUUGUUGCUGAUACAUGAGAGAGAAUUAAGAUCGAUGGCCCAAUUCUAAUUGACCAAACAGAAUGUCUUUUCCCAGAACCGUAAUAGAUAUCAAUUUUGGUAUUUUGCCCACUGAAUCUUAGUUUGGUGCUUUUAGGAAUGUGUGUAGAGUAAAAAACAAAUAAAAUAAAAUAAAAAAAUAAGAUCAUGUAAACCAGUAGAUGGCACCAACAGGAAAAGACACUUGACUUGAAGAGUUUGAAAAGACUCGGCUGUUUCGAUACGGUGGUUUUUAGCCUAUCCUAAAAUCUGCAGUACAACCUCACACUGAGAGGAGUGAAAAUAUAUUUUGAAAAGAUAUGAGAAGAACAUACCCUAUGCUCUCCCUUUUGAGUAUAUGAGCUUGUAGGUCUCUCUGUAGGACUGCGAUUUCAUAACAGUAAGCGCACUUGCCCUUCAGUUUUCAUUAAAACAAUUUUUCACUGAUGUGAGCAUAAAAAUUAUUCAUCCGUAUUGGGAAGACAGCAGGUGGUAAAAAUGGUUUAUCCACAGCCAACAGAGUACUAAUGGACUGUUUUUGUAAGAUACAGCUUGCAGUUCACAAAGAUAUUUAUUUGUUAAGCUUCUGUACAUUUUUACUAUGGGAAUAUCCUCCACAGGACAAGAACUUACAAGAGCUGAAAAUAGUGUUUAAUGUUUAAUGAAGGCAUCAUCUACCAAUUCAUUUUAUAGCAGGUGAGCUGUGCUCUGUGGAGAGCAGGGAAGAGGAACUAGAGACAUAAAUGGGAGGAAUUUACUGAUGUUCCAGUCUCAGCAUCUUCCUAUAGGUGUCCCUCAAGGUCAAUUACACUGUGCACCACGAAUGAGAACAAAAUGGGUAAAUGAGAUAUAUUUUUUUUAAGAGCAAGAGAUGGAUGAAAAUUUGUGGAGACCAGAAGCCCUAACUGGCUUGUAUUCCUCAGCCUCCAAAUGAUUUUUCAGUCAAGUUCCACAUGAAAUGCAACAGUGACCGAGUCUUUAAUAAUUCAUAUUUGAGAGGGGUGAAGAGUUGCAUCCUAUUGUGAUGAAUACAUCAAAUGGAUUAUGUAUCCUAGCACCCAAACCACACUCCCAAACCACUACAGCUCCUCGAGAGGAGCCAGAUUGACUUUUUUUCUCAGAUGCUGGUGGCACUAGGCCAUUGAACUGAGCUCAGGACUGGAAUUCCCAUCGACCUCAAAGGGUCUGGUAUAUUGAAGGGAUCAAGGACUAUGUGAGCCUAUAUAGUUUGAAGGCUGACUUCUGACAGAGCAUAAAACGUUGGAAUUUGGAUGUGGUGACUUAAAAGAUGAUUUCUUGUUUCAUUUGAAAGUAACCUGUAGAUAUUUGAGCCUGAGAAAAUCAGUACUGCUGAAAGCCUAGAAUUUACUAUUGUUGAAAAGGUCCUAAUAGAGAUGCUUUCUGGCUAUGAUGCUCAGUCCCUUAACUUGAUAUGGCAGUUGUACCAAAACAAGUUUGCAUAAUGCAGAAGCUAUGUCCUCGCUCAUUGAAAAUGCUGAAAGUGUUCUGGUUCCAAAACAUUCUUUUUCUGUUUUUCAUAUUUAUUUUCCUAUGCCUGUUUUCUCAUUCCCAAAUUGACUGUUCCCAAACAGGUCAUUUUGCAUUUAAGAACUGGGUAGGAGAGGUGAUGCAUUUUAAAAUGAAAAUAAUUAACGACUGAUGAUUCUGGUCCCUGCCUGGUUGCAGGCUCAAGCAAGAUAACAAUGUAAAAUGAAUAAAUCUGGAGUGAAAAAUCAU
This is a messenger RNA of Ornithorhynchus anatinus (platypus), 5522 nucleotides long. RefSeq lists its product as uncharacterized. The record is from RefSeq and is a predicted model, not a curated record. The transcript has 7 exons. Gene Ontology annotation, cellular component: cytosol. Gene Ontology annotation, molecular function: protein kinase A regulatory subunit binding. NCBI's taxonomy places the organism in Eukaryota, Metazoa, Chordata, Mammalia, Monotremata, Ornithorhynchidae. The coding region runs from base 238 to 3060 and encodes 940 amino acids.